UAAAAAGAUGACUAAUACAAAAGGAUCAAUGGUAGUAGUACCACUGUCUAAAUAUAAAUUGGUGUUUUUAGGUGAUUAAUCAGUAGGAAAGACUUCCAUAAUAAUUCGAUUUAUGUUUGACAUUGUAAAUUAAAUCAAGCCAACAGUAGGAAUAGAUUUUAUUUCAAAGACUCUCUAUUAUAAAGAUAGAACAAUACGUUUAUAAUUAUGGGAUACUGCAGGAUAAGAGAGAUUUAGAUCAUUAAUUCCUAGUUACAUAAAAGAUAGUGCUGUUGCUGUUGUUUUUUAUGAUGUAGAAGGUGUGAUCAUAUAUUUACGCAGUAAAAUAAUCAUUUUAAGUUUAAAUAAAUUGAUAGAAGAUGUUCGUUUAGAAAGAGGAAAUGAUGUAAUCAUAUUUAUAGUGGCUAAUAAAAUUGAUUUAGAAAAUAGGUAAUUCAUAUAUCAAUUUAUUUAAUAGCUAUAACUACUGAAGAAGGAGUUAUUUGGCAAAAGAAUUUGAUGCUCAUUUUAUUGAAGUUAGUGCUAAAACAGGUAAUAAUGUUGAGUUGUUAUUCAAAUAAAUAGCAACAACAUUACCUAAUACUAGUAAACUGUAUUAAAAAUAUAUUUAGCUAAUCCAGUUAAAUUAGAUAUUCAAAAAAUAUAAGAUUAAGAUAAAACAGAUACCAAGGCUUGUUGUUAAAUCC
This is a messenger RNA of Paramecium sonneborni, 686 nucleotides long. The record is from the annotation of a GenBank genome assembly. NCBI's taxonomy places the organism in Eukaryota, Ciliophora, Oligohymenophorea, Peniculida, Parameciidae.